Molecule: messenger RNA, 4132 nt
Organism: Cydia pomonella (codling moth)
Lineage: Eukaryota; Metazoa; Arthropoda; Insecta; Lepidoptera; Tortricidae
Exons: 11
Coding region: 232-1248 (338 amino acids)
Source: RefSeq, a predicted model, not a curated record
CACUGGUGUUGCAAGAUUUUUUUGAGGGAAGGGAAUUUGACAUUUGUAAAGCAGAAUUAAGUUUUUGCAGUGAUAUUUUGUUAUUGUUUAUUACAUUUUCUGUAUAAUUACCGAACAUCAGGAAGGUUUCAAGCCUUGCUAGUUCUCGAGUUGGUCUAUCAGUACCUAACCAAGAUGUCCAUGUAUGUAUGUUUACCGAACAUUUGUGUGUAUGAGAGAGGUUGAAGAAUCAUGUCGGACGAGGAACAAGUGGUCUCGGAGACACAGGUGCUCACGGCAGAGUUUAAGGAUGGUCAACUUGAAAUCGUGGAGGUGACUCCAUUUGACAAUAAUGAGUCUAAUACAGUGGAAACUAUUCUUCCCGAUAUGGCAAUGACGGAGACUAGUGAAGACCAGGAGCCUAAAUACCAGAUCCUCACCGACUCCUCGCGGGGUCUGAUGCACUUGGACCUCUUAAACCUGACCCUGGUCAAGUGUGCUGACGGCGAGGAAUCAUACCGUUUAGUCACCAACCAAGAGGCUGAAGGGGAGUUGGGGGAGACUGUCACAUGCGUCCUGCAGUCCAGUGAUGGCGAGGGCGAAGACGCCCAAAACGCCUAUGUCGGCAAGAAGCAAGUAUACCUAACCGGAGAAGACCAAGACCAGUAUGUGAUGGUCAACGGAGAAGACGGCCCGGUGGUCAUACUCAAAUCUUCACUAGAAGGCGUUGAGGAAACUGAUACGCCACCCGCGAAGUCCGAGAAGCCGGCUAAGAAACCAUUGACAGCUGUGGAGUUACUAGAAAAAGCGAAAGCCCUUCAAAAAGCCAAGGCACAAAUGCAGAGCCAAAAACGCGGUCGCAAGCGCCGCGGCGCGCUGCCGCCGCCGCACGAGCUGCUGUCGUCGCCCAACUUCAAGCUGUUCCUGUACUCCUGCAAGCUGUGCGCCUUCAAGUGCAACGCCAUCAAGGAGUUGACGGCGCAUAAGGUGGCGGAGCACGGGCCGAACGGGCCGCGCAUGAAGGGCGCGCGCGCGGCCGCCACCACGCUGCAGUGCGCGCGCUGCCCCUUCCGCGGCGGCUCGCACUCGCAGUUAAUGAAGCACGUGCAGGAACAACAUUUAAAAGACACAAAUGCGGAAGUAUACCUGAAUUCAGCGGAAGCGGAAGCAGCGGAUGUCUUAGUCUGCGGAGCGUGCGGGUUCGAGUCCGCGUCGAGACCUGAAUUCCGGCGCCAUAUUGAAGACAAACAUAAUGUCAAUGUCAGUUGAGACUACUAUUGUUAGUCUAAGGCAGAGGAGUUUUAUCAACGUCAAGUAGGAUUUUGAGUCUUAAGACUUUGAGUUAUGGUUCCAUUUCGAUUGAACUUAUAUGAAAACUGCUCUGAAUAAUCUUAAACACAUCUUUAAUAUAGUCAAGAGACGCGUCUGGAUGAAAGCGACUUGCUUAAUAUCUGUGGUAAUUAUUACCCUCCUUUUUGUAUUAGCAGUUUGGAAAAAUAAAGAUCAUGAUUAAAAAUAUAUUAUAAAUGUACGCAUACGUGCCUGAAAGACACCGACCAUUGAGAUUAAAAGAUAAACCGGACAAGUGCUCGGACUCGCCCACCGAGAGUUCCGUACUUUUUGUAUUUGUUGUUAUAGCGGCAACAGAAAUACAUCAUCAGCCCGGUCCACACAGAGCGAGCAUACGCGCGAGGCAAUUUCCUCACGCACAAACCGGCCAGUGUAGACGUGCCUCGGCCGAGGCGGCGCGCGCGUUUUCCUCGCCCGAGCGAAAAUCUAUCACGGUUCAUGAGAUACAGCCUGGUGACAGACAGACAGACGGACAGUGGAGGCUUAGUAAUAGGGUCCCGUUUUUACCCUUUGGGUACUGAACCCAAAUGAUCACAUACACAUAAUUUAGCAUCACAUCGACGGUAAAGAAAGGACGCUUACCACGAGAAUUUCGUACAUCGAGUCGCCUGUUCCUAUCUCGCACGCGCGUAACUAAAAUGCUGUCGAACUCAUGGUACGCAUCCUUUCUGUAGGAGAAGGUACCCUUCUAAUUUUCUAAAUAUAUUUAAAUGGGUGAGAUUGUAAGCGUACCCAAGGUAGAAAAGGCACAGCUCAACGUCAAUUGAAACUUUAACUUACACUUUACUUUUUUUUUUUUACUUUUUUUAAGGUUCUCAUGUCUAGCAUGUCUUGUCAAAGAUUUUAAUUUUUGCGACACGAUUUUAGAAUCGCGUUGUAAUAUGUCGCAGAAAAUUCACUCGCACUGCGAUGAAAAAUCAUUGAUUUGUUCAUUCUCAAUAUGGAUUUCGUACCAGUCAGUUAUCUUAUCUUCGGAGGAGUAGAAAAAAAUAAAUUAUCAAUAUUGGACCCGUCCUUUUACAGGUUUUUUAAUCUGAAAUGGAAUGAAUUUCGCCUAUAUCCCAAAAAAAUCUAUCAUAGAAUGCAGAUUCAAAUGUUUGAAAAAUUACUGCAUGAAAAAUGUUGGAAAUAAUAUUGAAUACAAAAAUACAAGAUGGCGGAAUUUAUUAUGGCAGUGCGCGCGGGGCCAUACAACUCCGUAUGCUGCAAUCAUUGACAUAUAUCAUUCACUGCACGAUUGGCUCGUAUUCGUGAGUGACAUCACUGAACUAGCACCAUUCUUAGUGCCCGUAAUGCCUGUCCUUAGAUAUAUGUCAAUGGCUGCAAUUCACUUUUCGCGUCGCGAGCAGUCGCGGUAAAAUAUGACAAAUCACAAUUUUAAAAUUGCUGCGAUUUUUUUCUCGUAUAUACGCGCACUGACAUAUAAACACAUACGUUGCAUUUCUGCGACAAAAAGUCGUAGUGCGCGCUUGGCCAAAGUCGCGCGAUACUUCAAUACAAUAUACAUUAAGCGAGGCUUUACAUUAUGGAUUCACAUCACUCACCUCAGCCGAGUAGACGCGCUAAACGUGUAGAGGUAUUUUCGCGGGUCAAAAAAUUCAUUUUAUUUUUGGCAGGUACAACUGGAAAAAAUUAAACUCUGUAUCUUUAGAUUAUUCUAACAAACAAUUUGUACAUUUUCGGGUAUUGGUUAACCAACCAAAUACAAAACCUGGAUCUGUCACUGAAUGACCUGAUUUUAACCUACAUUACAUUAAGGAGCCAAUUGACUCAUUUGAGGGUAGAUUUUGUUCACUAUUAUUUAAAUACCUAAAGAUACACAGUAUAACAAACUUUUUUAUAUUUUAUUUUUAAUGCCACGUCAGGAUCCAAUCAAGGCAAUUAUUAGUUUAACUGUGGGAUCUUUUGAUUUACAUAUUUUCUUAGCCGCGGUAUCAAUGAAACGUGAAAAUUUUAACCCGAAUUCAAUUCGUAGUUCGUUCGACGUUUUUUUUGCAUUUAUUUCCUCACGUCAAACGAAAGUGACGCAAUCAAAUCAAAUAUCUAUUAUCAGGCAACGAAGGUCCACCAAUAACCAACAUAUAUCUAGGGACGGGCCUUACGGGCACUAUGAAUGGUGCUAGGUCAGCGGUGUCACUCACGAAUUCGAGCCAAUCGUGCAGUCUAACGCAACUAGUUGCGACCAAUCGCGCGUGAUGCGAACUCAUCAACCAAUCGCGUUGUGGCGUUAGACUGCACGAUUGGCUCGAAUUCGUGCGUGACACCGCUGUACUGGCUCCAUUCUUAUUGCCCGUAAGGCCCGUAUAGAUAUAUGUCAGUGCCAAUCACGAAAUGGAUUGCGGUUUCAAGUUAUCAGAGGCCUUAUGCCGAAAAUUUUUCGCUAUCUGCCUCUAUCGCCCCUUUGCAUAUUCGAGCGAUUUUCGUGUUUCACGGUAGGGCCUCUAGGGGCCUAGCCAAGAAGCCAAUCGUUUGCGCUACAACGAAACGCUAUAUUCCAUAUUAGUGCGAUAGAGGCAGAAAGCGUUUCGUUAUUGUAGCGCAAAUGAUUGUAAUCUUGGCUAGCCCCCUGAUCCCUAACUAGGUCUUAGUUUAGCAAUAGGGUGCUUAGCCAACGUGCCAAUCAUUAACGCUCCAUAGCAUAAUUAUAUCUCUAUCACUAUUCCAUAUUAGUGCAACAGUUUCGUUUCGUUCGCUACGGAGCUUAAACGAUUGGCAUGUUGGCUACGCACCCUGCUGAUGACUGUAUCGUAUUAGGAAAUUUAAUGUUACGUCAUUUAAUUAGGAAAAUAAAUUAUACAAAUUA